Molecule: messenger RNA, 729 nt
Organism: Vicia villosa (hairy vetch)
Lineage: Eukaryota; Viridiplantae; Streptophyta; Magnoliopsida; Fabales; Fabaceae
Exons: 2
Coding region: 42-551 (169 amino acids)
Biological process (GO): modification-dependent protein catabolic process; protein ubiquitination
Cellular component (GO): nucleus; cytoplasm
Molecular function (GO): protein tag activity; ubiquitin protein ligase binding
Source: RefSeq, a predicted model, not a curated record
CUUAUUGAUAAAAUUCUAAGCGCUCUCUUCUACGAUUCAAGAUGCAAAUCUCUGUGUUAACAUUAUUGACUAGAAAAACUUUCACUCUUGAGGUGGAGAGUUCUGAUACCAUAGACAAGGUGAAAGCUAAGAUCCAAGACAAGGAAGGGUUUCCACCCGAUCAGCAAAGGCUUAUCUAUUCACUUAAACCGCUUGAAGAUGGUCGGACUCUAGCUGAUUAUCGCGUCGAGAAGCAAUCCACUCUCGAAUUGGUUUUAAGACCAAUUGAUGAUGCUAUGGAAGUUCUUGUUAUCUUUCCUAAUGAAAAGACGAUAACAUUGGAGGUAGAAAGUUUUGAUACAAUUGAAAGUGUGAAGGCGAAAAUUGAGGAGAAAGAGGGAAUUCCCGCAGACCAACAGAGGGUAAUUUUCAAUGGGAGGGGAUUGAUGGAUGGUAACAUUCUGGCUGAUUAUAAUAUCCAGAACGAUAACCCUUACUGGGAAAACAUAUCUCCGUGGGCGAAAGCUCUCAGAGUAUGCAGGAUAAGCAAUGAGGGUACUCCAUCAUAUUAGCAUAGGCUUAUUUUUGCAGUGGAGGAUUCUAAGUGUGUUUCUCUUUGCAUUUGUGUGUCGCGUUAGUCUCGGUUGCUGUGUUUUAAAUUGGUAUAUGUUGGAAACAAUUCCUAUAUGUCACGUCUCGUUAGUUUCAUAUCAUAUAUGAAGUUGCUUUUGUCAUUUUAAAUUAUUUCAU